UUUAAAGAAAUCAAUUUCUGUGAAAAUAAAAACAUUUCAAAAAAUUUAUAAGGUGGCAUUAAUUAUACUUAUUAAAAGGAAUGAUUGUAUCGUAAAUUAUUUUAUUAAUGUUAGUUCAAAGAUUAAUGAAGGGCUUCAAUAAAAUAUAUUAAAAUAAAUAGAAAGACGAAUAUUUGUUGAGCUAUGUGCAUUGGAUUUUUUCGUGAAGUACAUAAAUGCUAUCCAUGAUGUGUUAGAACUUCAUAAUAGAUACAUGUAAUUACUGGCAUUGUGAAAAAGGCAUUAUCAAUUUACCAUAAUGGGGACGGUAUUGAGCUUUAAUCCAAGAGAACGCCAUCCGUUUUAUUCAUCCCAGACUAGCAUCCAAUAUAACCAACAAUCUGACGUUCGAAACGAAUAUAUAUUGGAAGGUUCUUCUUUAAUGGACUCUCAUUUGAACAACUUUUGCUACGAGCAGUUGAAUAAUGCCAAAAAUCAAGAAACGAAGCAAAGUAUUCGUGUCCCGCUUGCUAAAAAUGGCAUAAUUGCGCAUAAUGGAUGUGGAAGGAUAAAUGUAGGCAAGCAAAGUCAUGUAACCAGCUAUAGUUUCAAUAAAUUAAAAGGUACAAAAGAUGCAAUUAACAAUGAUUUGGAUUUACACAAUGAAAAUUCUGCACUUUUCACGGAAAAAAAUACUAUUGAAAAGAGUAUGAAAAAGCAUUCGUUAUUUAUUAGUGCAUUGUCUUGGAAAAAACUUGCUGCGUCGCAUAAUAAAAAGAAAAUUGAAAAUAAAAAUAAAUGUGCUAAUAUACCUACAGGUUGUUUCAAAACUCAUCCGUUGGAUGCCUCAAAUGUAUCUUAUACCGAUAAAAAUAAAAAUGUUCGCUUGCAUUUCAACCAUAUUAACGACAGUCAACACAUAAAUUUAAAUCAAGAUGUCUCUCAACCAUGUAACACGCUCUUUUCAAAUUCUAAAACUAAAAAGCAAAUAACAUCACAAGAUCUUGUUAGAAUUAAUACCACUAAUUUUAAUAAGCAUAACAAAUUGAUUCAAAAAGAGCCUUUGACUUUAUCUUUGACCCCACAAUCGCAGACAAUCCAAAAUAAAAACAGCCACAUUCCGAGGAAAACUGUAAUCCAGGCAUCAACUUCGGAAUUAUUGAAAUGUUUGGGAAUAUUUUUACAUUACCGAUGUAAAAAAUUGAAGAAUUUUGAAGCCGGAGAUGCCGUCAUGUGGUUAAGAGCUGUCGAUAGAAGCCUAUUACUUCAGGGGUGGCAAAAUACUGCUGCCGUUUCUGAUCGAAAAAACGGACAUACACUGACGAACAAAAGUUUUGGCACAGCUGAUGUUGGUUCCUUCAGUUCCGUAAAUUUAAAAGGUAGGUUCAAAUAAUGUACUAGUCAUAUACUCACCUUUAGUUAUCUAUCACUAUAUUUAAUUUCAUUGGGCAAAAGUUUUAGCUCAUUUAGAAUAUAUAUCAAAACAUGGAAAAAAUUCUAGUUUAAUAACGGGUAUUCAAACCUUUCGUUUUAAUAACGUCAUUUAAACGAUUUGGCGUGAAGUGAAUCAAUUUACUUGUCACCUCAGAUCCAAUGUUAGUCAAUUCAUGCUGCAGUACCUCGUUUAAUUGGCCUUUACUUGUUAUUUUCAACCCUUCGUCCAAGUUCAUCCAAUAAUCGAAUUUAAAUCCGGUGAUUGAGGAGGAGUUGCAAGAACGUGGUGAAUGAUCCACAUACGAGCAUCAUAAGCUGUAUGUUUGGGAUCAUUAUCUUGCUGAAAAUAGAACUGAUUCCCAAGUUUCAGCUUGUUUACGCUUGCAAGUUUUCUUUCAAUAUGUUUAUAUGUGUAUGUACGCAUAAAGUUUUGUCCAUUACUCCAUCAACAAAUACUAAGUUCCCAACGCCUGACGCCGCUAUAAUUCCCCAAACCAUGACUCCGCCACCACCAUGCUUUACGGUAUAAUUAACAUUGCUUUUGUCAUACCCGUAUUCGACCAAAUUCUAAACGCUUUUUUUGUUAGCCUUGCUGAUACGAGGUUUUUUCGAGCUAUUCCGGAUUUGUACCGGUUACGAAUAAGCACCCGCCGCAUUGUUUUCGGAUUCUUCCUUGAAGUCAUCAGAAAUCUUUGUUGAAGUCAGUAUGCCGCCUCUCUUGAACUAAAUUUGAGCAGACGACCCGAACGUUUGCAACUCUGGAGGCAACGGACAUCUUUAAAACGGUUGAUUAUGCUCCGAAUGGUAAAACGACUUAACUUCAUUAUUUUAUCAAUUUCUGCAUAGCUUUCGUUGGCGGAAUGUAGAUUUAAAAUAAUUUUUCUCUCCUCUGCUGUCGUUUCCACUCACCUGCUACCCAUUUUACUGAAUUGUAGUAAUAAUGCACGCUACGCAAGACUAUAUUUCACUUUAAAAGUUAGCGGUUUCUAUUAUAUAGUACAGCAUCAUGCGGUCACUUGUUAUUCUAAUUAUUUUUUUUUCUUUUUUAAGCAGAAUCAAUGAAAUUAUUUCUGAGUAUUCUAACUGUGCCAAAACUUUUGUCCACAGAAAUAUAUUCGAUUUUUAUUUUAAUUAAGUACAGUGAUAAAUAACAUUAAGGUGAGUAUAUGACUAGUACAUUAUUUGCAUCCACAGUGCCAAAACUCUUUUCCGUUUGUGUAUAUAUGUAAAUAUCUGAUAUUUUUGCACAUCAACGGACAACUCGCAAUAAACGCUUAGCAACGUGCAACAUACAACAACAGCCUCUAGGUGCUACUAUUAAAACAAAUCAAUAAUACUCCUGUUGUUUUCUAUACCUUGUAUUAGAAUGCGAAAAUAUGAAACUAUGACUUUACUUAUAUAUGAUAUACUAAUGAAA
Bactrocera neohumeralis is the source of this 2830-nucleotide messenger RNA. RefSeq names its product cyclin-dependent kinase 5 activator 1 (gene Cdk5alpha). NCBI's taxonomy places the organism in Eukaryota, Metazoa, Arthropoda, Insecta, Diptera, Tephritidae. The transcript is spliced from 4 exons. The record is from RefSeq and is a predicted model, not a curated record. Gene Ontology annotation, cellular component: cytoplasm; protein kinase 5 complex. Gene Ontology annotation, biological process: positive regulation of cyclin-dependent protein serine/threonine kinase activity; activation of protein kinase activity. The coding region runs from base 299 to 1372 and encodes 357 amino acids. Gene Ontology annotation, molecular function: cyclin-dependent protein serine/threonine kinase activator activity; protein kinase binding.